GUGUGGAGAGGAGCGAUGAGGAGGGGCGGCUGAUGGGCUUCCUGGGGAAUUACCGGGGUUUUUUUGUGUCCAGCUGGCCCUCCGAGUUAACGCUGGGAAAUGCGGGGCAACUGCGUGUCGAGUUUUUACGUGUAUUUACUUUGCUUGCACUGCUCCGAAUAUUGCAGCACAAUGCAGGCGAGGGUGGCAGGGACUGGAAACAGAGUGCAGUUGGCCAAGUUUUUUAUUUCACUCUGACUGAAAAGCGAGAGAAAAUUAGAAUAUGAAACAGGAGCCAAAAUGACAUCCCGAUUUGGAAAGACCUACAGCCGGAAAGGGGGAAACGGCAGUUCCAAGUUUGAUGAAGUGUUUUCCAACAAACGGACCACCCUUAGUACAAAAUGGGGAGAAACCACCUUCAUGGCCAAAUUAGGACAGAAGAGGCCCAGUGUCAAACCAGAUAUUUCCGAAGUUCCUAAAAGACCCAAAGUUGAAGAUGAGGUAACAGAGGAUCCAUUUGGAUUUGACAGUGAUGAAGAAUCUCUUCCUGUGUCUUCAAAGAAUGUGGCACAGGCUAAAAGCUCCUCUCAGCUGGAACCCGGUGAAGCUGCUCAGUCUGAGGACUUCACUCCUCUACUUGAAGCUAACAGCAGAAUUAAUCAGCCAGACAGUGGAGAAAAUGUUGCAUCCAGCAAGUGCAUACCUUUCGACAAUACUGUUCCUCUCUUAAAAGAAAAGAGCACAAGCAAAAACAUGGAAGAUGGAGAAUGCAAGGGCAGCAGUGCUAAACUUGCAGCUGCAGAUAAAAUCCAGAAUUUGAAUGAAGAUAAUGAGAACAGUCAUUUUAUCUAUGGGAAUGCCGAAGACAGUAACAAAACCAAUGCUGAGACUACAGACCCUUCUGGAUGCAACAUUGAAGCCAAGGACUUGACUGAUUCUUGGGACUCCCACCUGGGGAAAACAGCAGACUCUCCAUCAGAAACAUCUCAGACCAAGGGGCCAUUAAGAACUCACUUGUACGACUGGGAGGAUGAAAGCGAAGACACCAGAACUGGAGAGUAUAUAUUAGCUUUUGACAAUGAACAUCUCUCAGAGAUGAAGAGCAAGGAUGAGGAGGGUGAUAAAGAAGACAGUGAAAAUCCAAAGGAAGCCAUUAGUGAAGAACUUGUGCAAACUAUUCCUAGGCCAAGCAACUGUAGGACAUAUUGUCGAUCCAACAAAGCAAAACUGCAGGGGGCAACGAAUUUUGACAAGCUGAUGGAUGGCGCUAGUCAGUCUUUAUCCAAAGCAAACAAUGAGUCAAAUAACGAUGGUCUGAACCCAGGAAAAAAAGUUUCUUUGAGUAGUGGGACCAGUUUUAGAGGGACGGUGGGACGGACUAGAGACUACACUGUUCUCCAUCCAUCUUGCUUGUCAGUUUGUAACGUUACCAUCCAGGAUACCAUGGAGCGCAUCGACGAGUUCACCACGGCAGCCCCGACUGACCUGGGAGAAGCUGGACGCUUGAGGAAAAAAGCAGACAUGGCCACCACAAAAACCACGACCAGGUUCCGACCCAGCAAUACCAAAUCCAAAAAGGAUGUCAAAUUAGAGUUUUUUGGGUUUGAUGAUCAAGACGAGGGAGGGGGAGAUGAAGGCGCCUCUAGAAGUUCUGGGAGUUCCAAUUACAAAAUCAAGUACUUUGGGUUUGAUGACUUAAGUGAAAGCGAGGACGAAGAUGAAGAGUGGCAGGUAGCAGAAAGGAAGGCUAACAAAAAACGAAGUAGAACUGUACCAUCUUCUUCACUACAGUCAACCUCUGAGGGCAAUGAAAACUGUUCCCAGGACAGCCAGCUCAGUACUAAUGCAGAUCUGGAGUUUUCAGAGGAUGCAUCUGGUGUGCUUGAAGGCAAUAAGAAAUCCACAAAUAAACAAGGUGAUAAAUCUAAGGAAAACACCAGGAAGAUUUUUAGUGGGCCGAAGCGGUCUCCCACAAAAGCUGUGUAUAAUGCUAGACACUGGAACCAGCCAGAAUCAGAGGCUCUGCCAGCACCACCAGCUUUGAAAACUCCCAGUGUCCCAGUAAGGCUAUCUUCAAAGGAGGCAAUUCAUAAAGAUGAUGGAGUUUUUAAGGCUCCUGCACCACCUCCCAAAGUGAUAAAAACUGUGACAAUACCUACUCAGCCCUACCAAGAGAUAGUAACUGCAUUGAAAUGUAGGAAAGAAGACAAAGAAUUAUACACUGUUGUUCAGCAUGUAAAGCACUUCAAUGAUGUAGUGGAAUUUGGUGAAAAUCAAGAGUUCACAGAUGAUAUUGAGUACUUGCUAAGUGGAUUGAAGAGCAAUCAACCCCUAAACACACGUUGCCUUAGUGUAAUCAGCUUGGCGACCAAGUGCGCCAUGCCCAGCUUCCGAAUGCAUCUGAGAGCACACGGGAUGGUAGCCAUGGUUUUCAAAACACUGGAUGAUUCCCAACACCACCAGAAUUUGUCCCUUUGUACAGCAGCUCUGAUGUACAUCCUGAGCAGAGAUCGCUUGAACAUGGAUUUAGACAGAGCCAGUCUAGAUCUGAUGAUACGGCUUUUGGAAUUGGAACAAGAUGCUUCUUCUGCCAAGCUACUGAAUGAAAAAGACAUGAACAAAAUUAAGGAAAAAAUUCGGAGACUGUGUGAAACCGUUCACAACAAACAUCUCGAUCUCGAAAACAUCACGACCGGGCAUUUGGCAAUGGAGACGUUACUGUCUCUCACCUCAAAGCGAGCUGGGGACUGGUUUAAAGAAGAACUGCGACUUCUGGGUGGUCUGGAUCAUAUUGUAGAUAAAGUUAAAGAAUGUGUGGAUCACCUAAGCAGUGAUGAAAAUGAGGAGAAGUUGGUUGCUUCGUUAUGGGGUGCAGAAAGGUGUUUACGGGUCUUAGAAAGCGUAACUGUGCAUAAUCCAGAAAAUCAGAGCUAUCUGAUAGCAUACAAAGACUCACAACUCAUAGUCUCCUCUGCUAAAGCCCUGCAGCAUUGUGAGGAGUUAAUCCAGCGAUAUAAUCGUGCUGAAGACAGUAUCUGCCUACCAGACAACAAGCCUUUGCCUCACCAGAAUGUAACUAACCAUGUGGGUAAAGCAGUGGAAGACUGUAUGAGGGCCAUCAUUGGGGUCUUGCUCAACCUGACAAAUGAUAACGAAUGGGGUAGUACAAAAACAGGUGAACAAGAUGGUCUGAUAGGCACAGCAAUGAAUUGUGUGCUUCAGGUUCCAAAGUUCCUACCUCAAGAACAGAGAUUUGAUAUUCGGGUGCUGGGAUUGGGUCUGUUGAUCAAUCUGGUGGAAUACAGUGCCCGGAACAGGCACUGUCUCGUCAAUAUGGAGACAUCGUGUUCCUUUGACUCCCUGUGCACGGGCGAAGGAGACGAGAGCCUGAAGAUAACUGGACAGAUUGAUGCUGUCCAGGCUUUAGUGCAGCUAUUCCUGGAGUGUGAGCGAGCGGCACAGCUGGCUGAGAGCCAGACAGACGAGUUGAUUAAAGAAGCUCCUACUGCUCAGCAUGAUAAGAGUGGGGAAUGGCAGGAGACAAGUGGGGAGAUCCAGUGGGUCUCCACAGAAAAGCCAGAUAGUACUGAAGAGAAGGUUAAGAAGGAAGAAGAUGAUGAAGAACUUGAUCUUAAUAAAGCUCUUCAGCAUGCUGGGAAGCACAUGGAAGACUGCAUUGUGGCCUCAUACACAGCAUUGCUUCUAGGCUGUCUCUGCCAGGAGAGUCCAAUCAAUGUGACUACUGUGAGGGAGUACUUACCUGAAGGGGACUUCUCGAUAAUGACUGAAAUGCUCAAAAAAUUUCUCAGUUUUAUGAACCUUACUUGUGCUGUUGGAACAACAGGCCAGAAAUCUAUCUCUAGGGUGAUUGAAUACUUGGAACACUGCUAGAUACUUAACUUCCGCUGCAGGCACUCUAAUGCUGGAGCUACCCUUAGACAAAAGAAGAAGUCAUGAAAGAAGUCCUUGAAGGAUAUACCAAGAGCAUUCAUCUGUGUCAUUCGUGUUCGGAUUUUUAAGGCUACCUGGUCUCUUAACCAUGCAUUCAGCAUUUUCUAAAAGACAGUUACUACAUCAAUCUGCAACUAUCAAAAAUGAGGGGAAAAAGGUUCUGAGGAAAGUAAAUAAAGAAACCUUGCUGUUUAUGAUGCAGUGCAGUAUUUAAAUAUUUUUGGCAGGGUCUGCCCUCCCUAUCUUUUUUUCUUGCUUUGUUCGUGACAAGUUUCAAGGGGAAAAACUUGCUGCUGAUAGUGCAACUGCUGUUUACUGUUGAGCCACUGUUUCAUGCCAGCCAGGUGCAAAGGCAGCUUAGCUACUGAGGUAUCAAACAAAUGUUCUAAUAAAGAAGUUCUGGACAGCAGCACCGCUCCUAUUUGAGUUUAAUUUGCUCUUGCUUUUUUUAUUACUAGAUAAUUCCAAAAUCAUAAAAUAUAAAUUUUUAAAUACUUUUGUGAUUUUAACUACUGUCUAUAUUUAAAAUUUGUUGGAAUCCAAAGAGGCGAGGAUUGGAUAGUUUAUUUUUUAUACUGUUUUGAUUGAAAUUAGGUCGUUGAACUAUUUCUCAGUUCUACACCUCCCACGGCCCAUGUACUGUAACGGGACAGACCAUAAUGCUUUGUAGUUCCAAGCAUGCAGCCCCAGCACCACACAAAGCCAUUCUGAGGGUGUGUUAUCCACUAAAGAAAUAGGGACUAUAAAAAGUUGUGCCCUGUUUAAAAAAGCAAAGGAAAUAAAGGAAAAAAAUAUUAAAAAAAAAAAAAAAAAGAUGCUUAAUCCCAGGGUAGUUUACACUUCUAAUAAGCAAAAACUUUGAAAUGCUGUUUUAGUUUGUUUCGAGGAAGAACUCCAGGUGUGUUUUAUAAUGUUCAGUACAGGAAUUUGGAUGCUUUAGGGGGAAGAAUUUUUAAGAAGCUAAAACACCAAUGGGGAUUAAUGUUUCCAGCUGACAUAAUCUUUCUAUUUCAUUCUUCUGUAGUAUGACAGAGUUGAAAUGCAUACAACACAAAGCCUUAAAUUGCUGAUAUAGCUAAGAUUUUGUUCAGUCUGAGGUCUAGUUCACAGCAAAGCAUUGUGUUUGAAGACUGAAGUGGAACAAAGAAUCCCAGAAAAUACAUUAAUUUUUUUAGCAAUUUUUUUCUUGCACUCACUAUUCAGACCAACAGAAUUGGUAAUUAUUUUUAUUAAGGUGGUCUUGAAUAUUUGCAGACUGUUCUGAGAUCUGCUUCGCUGACAUUUUUAAAUACCUGUAUAGGUAGUUACAUCGUGUUACUCCAUGAAUUUGUAAAACUUGAAGCCAUAAGAAUAUUAGUUCUAUGUAUAAUGAGGAGGAAAUAACAGGAAAUCUAACCUGCUUUUAGAUCUUGUGUUAUCUCCAUGUAUAAAGUUAAGAACUUGUGCUUUUGUAUCAGUGCCAGCUGUAAAUUUUUUACAUACAGUGGCUGCCUUCUAUGUCUUCCUAUUUUUGAUAAUGCAGAUUGUUGGGAAUUCUGUAAGGAAGUAACUGAUUAGCGGCAAAAAUUUUAUGUUGGUCAUAUUUUUUUGCAUUUUCUCUCAUCACCUUCUAAAACUUAGUCUAUCAGUGUAACUUAGAAAAGUUUUUGAGGUUGUAUUCCCCUUCGUUAAAAAACAAAACAAAAAACCAGUAUUGAGAGAGAGGGAGAAGCUGGAUGUAAAUGGUCUGUAUCAGGAGGAAAUGACUGAAUAUUUGGCCCAUCUAGUUUUGUGAUUUUAGAGAUUUUCACUUAUAAUGGAAUUUCAAAUUGAUUAUGUGGUUUUCUGUGGAGAUAUGGCAAGAUAAAAGAAAAUCCAAAUGUGAUGAUGGGGGAAAGCAGGGACAACUACCUUUCUUCGUUACACUGGUAAUUGUUUGGGAAUUGAUUUACCUCAGUGUUUAACAGUUUUUUUAAAUGUAACUAAUUGUCAAGCACUGACAAAUGCAGAUACUUUUUUUUUGAGGGUGGGGGGAGAAAUCACCCUGUGAACUGCAGUGCAUUUUUGUGUGUUAGACCCUCAAAUAACUCUGCAUUAAAGGGUACUUGAGGCCAACUUGCAAAUUAAAGUUUUAAAGUAACUUUUUUUCCACUGUAAAUAUUUGUGUAAAUACUCUCAAUUGGAAAUUAGAACAGUAGAGUACUUUUCUGAAUCCAAUCCUAUUUUUAUUUUAUACAGUAUUUCUCAGCUGUGAUCUUUGGAGCAAAAGCCAACGGCAGGAAAAAUAGUUUGUACCAGUUUCAUGAAGUAUGUCUUUGGGUUUUUGUAAAUAAUUUUAACUCAAAUAAAAUUGCUACUUUCAAUACA
Pipra filicauda (Wire-tailed manakin) is the source of this 6276-nucleotide messenger RNA. It is a transcript of the gene WAPL, whose product is annotated as WAPL cohesin release factor. Lineage: Eukaryota; Metazoa; Chordata; Aves; Passeriformes; Pipridae. The record is from RefSeq and is a predicted model, not a curated record. Gene Ontology annotation, biological process: regulation of chromosome condensation. The transcript has 19 exons. Bases 280 to 3870 code for a protein of 1196 amino acids.